UGGCAUUCCACCGCCAAAGGACACACAGCAUCCAUCGCCGUGAAGCUUCAAUACGCGCAGCCAACUUCAUCACGCUCCUUUCCGCCAAGCCAAGCUCAACUUCUUGUGUCUCUAUUCUCUUCGAUUUCCCCCCCUUCUUUGAUACCGACAGUUUUCUCCGAUUGCAACAAUGGCAGCCAACAAGUACUCGGUCAUCCUGCCGACCUACAAUGAGCGUCGCAACCUGCCCAUUGUCGCCUGGUUGCUGAACCGCACCUUCACCCAGCACAAGCUCGACUGGGAACUCAUCAUCGUCGACGACGGCUCCCCCGACGGCACCCAAGAAGUCGCCAACCAGCUUGUCAAGGCCUACGCCCCGCACAUCGUCCUCAAAACCCGCACCGGCAAGCUGGGCCUCGGCACCGCCUACGUCCACGGCCUGCAGUUCGUCAACGGCAACUUUGUCAUCAUCAUGGACGCCGACUUCUCCCACCACCCCAAGUUCAUCCCCCAGAUGGUCGCCCGCCAAAAGGAGGGCAACUACGACAUCGUCACCGGCACCCGCUACGCCGGCAACGGUGGCGUCUACGGCUGGGACCUGAAGCGCAAAUUCGUCUCCCGCGGCGCCAACCUCUUCGCCGACACCGUUCUGCGACCCGGUGUCAGCGAUCUGACGGGCAGCUUCCGCCUCUACAAGAAGAGCGUCCUCGACAAGGUCAUUUCGAGCACCGAGAGCAAGGGGUACACAUUCCAGAUGGAGAUGAUGGUCCGCGCCAAGGCUAUGGGGUGCUCUGUCGCCGAAGUGCCCAUCACCUUUGUCGACCGCGUCUACGGCGACAGUAAGCUUGGCGGUGAUGAGAUUGUCGAGUAUGCCAAGGGUGUGUUGUCGUUGUGGGCCAAGGUCUAAGGGAGCCAGCCUCCUUCGGAAGAACGAACAUGGAAAAGGGAAUGGAAGAGAAAAUAGAGGUGACACGAUACCGAGAGUUUUUGUUUGCUUCUGGACACAUUUGGCAUGAAUUGGGCGUUGGGGGACGACGGGAAUCCAAAGUACCGAUACCUAAUUAUGAACAAAUCGCAUGAAAUCUACA
Molecule: messenger RNA, 1067 nt
Organism: Colletotrichum godetiae
Lineage: Eukaryota; Fungi; Ascomycota; Sordariomycetes; Glomerellales; Glomerellaceae
Product: dolichol-phosphate mannosyltransferase
Exons: 2
Coding region: 170-886 (238 amino acids)
Biological process (GO): dolichol-linked oligosaccharide biosynthetic process; protein O-linked glycosylation via mannose; GPI anchor biosynthetic process
Cellular component (GO): endoplasmic reticulum membrane
Molecular function (GO): dolichyl-phosphate beta-D-mannosyltransferase activity
Source: RefSeq, a predicted model, not a curated record